CCUAAUAAAACUACAAGUAAAUACCACACACGUAGGAUAUGGGCGGCGCGUGUGAUAAUUUUUUUUUGCUCUUCACGGCUAGUAGUAUAAGAGGAGGUACUCUUAUUAUGUGUCUGUGAAAUACGAGGAAGGCGAUGAAGAUGAUGAUGAUAAGCUCAAGUACGACCAAGAUGGUGUCAAUGGCGACCCGAGACUACUUCUACUUUCUAUCCUCCAUCACCACCACCACCACCACCACCACCACUUCCUCUCUCACCCACUUCCGCCCUCUAACCUGCGCCGCCACUCCCACGUCCUCAUCUUCUUCUCCUGCUCCUCGGCUGGUGCCACACCCACCUGACCUCAUCAAUUGGGUCAGAAGAGAAGGGGGUUUUGUGCACCAGGCUGUGAAGAUAUCACAGGUUGAUCUCUACGGUCUUGGGUUAGUGGCCUCUGAAGAAAUCCCAAAAGGGUCUGACCUGAUUGCCCUCCCUGACCACAUACCCUUGCAGUUUGGGUCCCUUGAAUUGGACGGCGGAGAUGCUGCUCAUUCUGUAUUGGUCAAUUUGGCCCGUCAAGUUCCUGAGGAGCUGUGGGCUAUGAGACUUGGUUUGAAGCUGCUGCAAGAAAGAGCAAAGUCAGGUUCCUUCUGGUGGCCGUACAUCAGUAACCUUCCAGAAACCUACAGCAUACCCAUUUUCUUUCCCAGAGAGGAUAUAAAGAACUUACAGUAUGCUCCUCUUCUUUAUCAGGUAAACAAGAGAUGCCGCUUUCUGCUUGAAUUUGAGAAAGAAAUCAAACAAGCACUUGAAAAUUUGAAACCAGAGGAUCAUCCUUUUGGAGGCCAAGACGUAGAUUCCUCCUCCUUAGGAUGGGCAAUGUCUGCAGUCUCAUCCCGGGCAUUCCGCUUGUAUGGAAAGGAACUCCCAGGUGGAACCCACAUCAAUGUACCCAUGAUGCUUCCACUCAUUGAUAUGUGCAAUCACAGUUUCAGUCCGAAUGCCAAAAUUGUACAGGAAAGAAAUACCGGGAACCCAAAGAUGCUAGUAAAGGUUGUGGCGGGAACACAGAUCAAACAAGAUGAACCUUUAGUACUUAACUAUGGUUGUUUGAAUAACGAUUUUUUCCUUUUAGAUUAUGGUUUUGUCGUACCCUCAAAUCCCUAUGACUGCAUUGAACUCAAGUAUGACGGAGCACUUCUGGAUGCUGCAAGCAUGGCUGCUGGGGUUUCAUCCCCCAACUUCUCUUCACCAGCUCCGUGGCAGCAGCAGAUUUUGUCCCAGCUAAAUUUAGACGGAGAAGCUCCUCUUCUCAAGGUGAGUAUAGGCGGUCCCGAAUUAGUGGAAGACCGGUUGUUGGCAGCGUUAAGAGUACUCCUUGCAGAUGACAUGGAAAUGGUAAAGCAUGAUUUGAGUACGCUGAAGUCGUUAUCAGUGGAAGCCCCUCUCGGAAUAUCAAAUGAAGUUUCUGCUUUACGCACUGUUAUUGCUUUAUGCGUAAUCGCACUUGGUCACUUCCCCACCAAAAUAAUGGAGGACGAAUCCAUAUUGAAACAGAGGGUUUCGGUUUCAACAGAAUUAGCCGUGCAGUUCAGAAUACAGAAAAAGUCCACGAUCAUCGAUGUGAUGAGAGAUCUCACUAGGAGGGUGAAAUUACUCUUGUCAAAGGAAUCGGUCAGUGCAUGAGGUUAAGCUCCAAUUCUGCCUGAUGUAAGAGUCUACAAAAAUACCCUUGAUCAUUCCUAGAUGCCUCAUUGUUGCCAAAUGGUCCUUUACCGAUCCCUCUUUUUUUUUUCUUUCUUUUUUUUCUUUUUUUUUUGCAGCUUGGUCAUUAUUGUUUUCUGGCAUUAUUGUAUUUUUGUCUUCUUUUUGGAGUAAAUUUUUUGAAGUUUUGGCUGUAUUGUUUGGUUGCUGAGAACCCAUGCUCAUUUAUGUUUUUCCAUAGAAGUUACAUAUAAGUUUGUUUA
This is a messenger RNA of Camellia sinensis, 1945 nucleotides long. Lineage: Eukaryota; Viridiplantae; Streptophyta; Magnoliopsida; Ericales; Theaceae. The record is from RefSeq and is a predicted model, not a curated record.